This is a messenger RNA of Paramecium octaurelia, 144 nucleotides long. The record is from the annotation of a GenBank genome assembly. NCBI's taxonomy places the organism in Eukaryota, Ciliophora, Oligohymenophorea, Peniculida, Parameciidae.
AUGGCUAAAUUGGUACAUCUUUUCAAUCUGUUGAAAGGCCAACUGGUGAACCCAACCUCAAAAAUGUUAGAGUGGUGGGUUAGUACUUUGGAACUAAUGGUGUUAACACAGUUAAGAUUUACACUACCAUUGUUAAUAAAUUGA